GAGGAGAGGAGAGGAGAGGAGAGGAGAGGAGAGGAGAGGAGAGGAGAGGAGAGGAGGAGAGGAGAGGAAGAGAGGAAGGAGGAGAGGAGAGAAAAGAGGAGAGGAGAGAAAAAAAGGAGGAGAGGAGAGAAGAGGACAGGAAAGAGGAGAUCACAGGAAAGAAGAGAGGAGAGAAAAGAGGAUAGGAGAAUAAAAAAGGAGAGGAGAGGAGAGGAGAGGAGAGGAGAGGAGAGGAGAGGAGAGGAGAGGAGAGGAGAGGAGAGGAGAGGAGAGGAGAGGAGAGGAGAGGAGAGGAGAGGAGAGGAGAGGAGAGGAGAAAGGAAAGGGAAGGAGAAAGGAAAGGAGAGGAAAGGAAAGGGAAGGGGAGGAAAGGAGAAAGGAAAGGGAAGGAGAAAGGAAAGGAGAGGAGAGGAAAGGAAAGGGAAGAGGAAAGCAGAGGAGAAGAGAGGGCAGCGGAGCCGGGAGGCCGGAGGAUGCUGGCGGCGGCGGGCAGCCGCAGGGAUGCGGGGUUGCUAGGAGGCAGGUGAAGGUGAAGAGGAGAACGCUGCGGAGAACCGGCCGCAGGCCCAGAGCCGCAUGUCAGACCAGCACAGCACCAACAAUGGGGAGUCAGACCCCCAGCACAGCCUCUCCAUGGUCUUCCUCGUGGUCCUGGUCUUCUUCAUCAUGGGGCUGGUGGGGUUCCUCAUCUGCCACGUCCUGAAGAAGAAGGGGUACCGCUGCCGCACCUCCCGCGACCAGCUCGACCCAGACACCAGAGAUGUGCUGGCAGAGCUCCAGGCCAAUGAAGAGGAGGAGCUGAACGAGGACACAGUGGAGAAGAUCGUGAGGUGCAUCAUCCAAAAUGAAGCAAAUGCUGAGGCCCUCAAGGAGAUGCUGGGGGACAACGAAGGGGACAUCCCAGUGCCAGUGCCUAGCCUUUGUCCUCACCGGAACAGCCAGGAUGGGGCCCCCCCACACCACCACACCGUUCACCUGGGCUCCACCCAGGCCCCCUGCAUCCACUGCAGCAGGAGGAAGAGGCCCCCCCUGCACCGCCAGGGCCGCUCCAAGGAAGGCAAAGGCAGGAUGCACCCCGGGGAAACCACUGUCUUCUCAGUGGGCAGGUUCCGUGUCACACACAUCGGGAAGAAGCCACCCUCGCAGGAGCAGCAGGACGGGCCCCUGCCCGCCGCCAGCCGCCAGCCCAGCACGGAGGAGCUGGAGCGCAGCAGCGAGCGGCUGCAGCCGGAGCGGGCUCGCAACGGGACUGUCCCCACGGGCGGGCUGCAGAACGGAACCCUCCCGAAAGGUGCCCAGAGCGGCAAAGGUGGCGAGCAGAGCCUCUCCACCACCCCAAACACACCGGCCAGCUCCGGCCCCCGCUCCAGCCGGCGGUCGGGCAAAGGCUCGCCGCAGGAUGCUGGCACCGCUCCUGGCAGUGCCAGCCGCCAGCGCAAGCUGCUGAGCCGCCAGCGGCUGCUGGGAGGGUCGAGCCCCAGCAUCCCGGGAGAGCUGGCGCUGGAGGAGACCGGACUGGGCUCGGCGGAUGAGGUGUCGGACAUCCACGGGAGCCUGAGCCUGCAGGAGCAGCCCGAGGAGCUGGCGAGGGAAGGAGGCAGCAGGAGGCAGCUGCCCGCGGGGGAGGAUGCGGGGCAGCAGGAGCCCAGGAGCGCGGGGCAGGACCGAGGAGCGACUGUGUGAGCUCCUCCUCGUCCCGGGCGGGAGCGUCGGCUGGAGGCGAAGGGUCCACGGCCCCUGACACCGCACACGGGCAGGGGGUGGCCGUGCCAAGCUGGGGGGGCCCGCGGGGCAGCCGGCCUCGGGUGGGCAGCUAGGCGCUUGGCAUGGCCAGAGCGAGGUGCCAGGGGCACCGACCCCGCGGCCCGGCCAAACCUCAUCCCAUUGGCAAUAGGUACCCGACCCCCCCCCCCCCACACCACCCCCCCCAGCACCCACCGCCCUCACCCCACGGCCACGGCAGGGGCCUGGCAUGGGCAGGACAGCAGCCGGUGCCCGCUGCCCACCCUGCGGCCCCCUCCCGGCGCUGGGCUGCAGCAGAAGGGGCAGGGAUGGAGGCAGCAGCUUGAGCCCCGCAGCUGGGGAGGGGGUGAGGGGGGGGGGAGUCUGGGCAGCAUUUCCCCCUUGCCCCCUCCCCAAACCCCACCUGGCACAUCCACCGCAGAGCACAGCUCCGCCCCGGGCACCUCUGCCACACAGAGCGGGCACAGGCACAAAUCCUGCACCGGCAAAAGGGCACAGCAGCUCCGGGGGGGGGGGGUGGGGGAUGGUGAUGGAGAGAAGAGCUUCCAGCCCCCGCCGGGGGCACACGCAGCAGCCCUGGCUGAGGAGGGGGGGUACAGGCUGGCACCUCGGCCAGGGCACAGCGGGCAGCGGCGGUGCCCGCGCUGAGCUUUGGGGUGCAACUGCACUGUGCAUAGAAGAGCUGAACCCAUUAAAGCUGCUGAACCCCUGG
Molecule: messenger RNA, 2455 nt
Organism: Pogoniulus pusillus (Red-fronted tinkerbird)
Lineage: Eukaryota; Metazoa; Chordata; Aves; Piciformes; Lybiidae
Gene: RELL2
Product: RELT like 2
Exons: 8
Coding region: 577-1683 (368 amino acids)
Biological process (GO): positive regulation of p38MAPK cascade; positive regulation of cell-substrate adhesion
Source: RefSeq, a predicted model, not a curated record